GUCGCCCGCGCGCUCCCGGAAGUUACGCCGCAUAAAGUGUUUGGCGUUUGUUUCCUGACAGACGCUGGGGUUCCUGCCGCUACUGCGAUAAAAACAGCUAUUGUCGGGACAUCUGACGCUCACCACAGAUGGACCAGCAGGCCCAGUCCUACAUGCUUGCCAGUCUGACGCGGCCCCACUCUGAGCAGCUGCUGCAAGGCCUCCAGCUGUUGCGGCAGGACCAUGAGCUGUGCGACAUUGUGCUGCGAGUGGGGGAUGCUAAGAUCCAUGCCCACAAAGUGGUGCUGGCGAGCAUCAGCCCUUACUUCAAGGCCAUGUUCACAGGAAAUCUGUCAGAGAAGGAGACCUCUGAGGUGGAGUUCCAGUGUGUUGAUGAGGCUGCGCUACAAGCCAUCGUUGAGUAUGCCUACACUGGCACAGUAUUCAUCUCACAGGAAACGGUGGAGUCCCUACUGCCAGCUGCUAACCUGCUCCAGGUCAAGCUGGUGCUGAAGGAGUGUUGCUCUUUCCUAGAGAGCCAACUAGAUGCUGGGAACUGUAUAGGCAUCUCUCGCUUCGCUGAGACCUAUGGCUGCCAUGAUCUCUGCCUGGCUGCCACUAAAUUCAUCUGCCAGAAUUUUGAAGAGGUGUGCCAGACAGAAGAGUUUUUUGAGCUGACACGGGCGGAGCUGGAUGAAAUAGUGUCAAAUGAUUGUCUGAAGGUAGUAACCGAAGAGACUGUGUUCUAUGCCCUGGAGUCGUGGAUCAAGUAUGAUGUCACUGAGCGGCAGCAGCACCUGGCUCAGCUACUGCACUGCAUCCGCCUGCCUCUCCUCAGUGUUAAGUUCCUUACCCGCCUCUAUGAGGCAAACCACCUUAUCCGGGAUGACCACGCCUGCAAGCACCUGCUCAACGAGGCUCUCAAAUACCAUUUCAUGCCUGAGCACCGGCUCUCCUACCAGACGGUGUUGUCUACACGGCCACGCUGUGCUCCCAAGGUGCUCCUUGCUGUUGGAGGCAAGGCUGGACUCUUCGCCACCCUCGAGAGCAUGGAGAUGUAUUUCCCUCAGACGGACUCGUGGAUUGGGCUUGCCCCUCUCAGUGUGCCCCGCUAUGAGUUUGGAGUGGCAUUGUUGGACCAGAAGGUGUAUGUGGUGGGUGGCAUCGCCACACACAUGCGACAGGGCAUUAGCUACCGGAGACAUGAGAGUACAGUGGAGAGAUGGGACCCUGACAGCAACACCUGGUCUACAGUGGAGCGCAUGGCAGAGUGUCGCAGCACCCUGGGGGUAGUGGUCUUGGCUGGGGAGCUCUAUGCCCUGGGGGGCUACGACGGCCAGUACUAUCUACAGUCUGUGGAAAAAUAUGUCCCCAAGGUGAAGGAGUGGCAGCCUGUGGCACCCAUGACCAAGUCACGCAGCUGUUUUGCCACCGCUGUGCUGGAUGGCAUGGUCUACGCCAUCGGAGGCUAUGGUCCAGCCCACAUGAACAGUGUGGAGCGGUAUGACCCCAGCAAGGAUGCCUGGGAAAUGGUAGCCCCCAUGGCAGACAAACGGAUCAACUUUGGUGUUGGGGUCAUGCUAGGGUUCAUAUUUGUGGUUGGGGGACACAACGGGGUAUCACACCUGUCCAGCAUUGAGAGGUAUGACCCACACCAGAACCAGUGGACAGCCUGUCGGCCCAUGAAUGAACCACGCACAGGGGUUGGCUCCGCGAUCGUGGACAACUAUCUCUAUGUGGUGGGGGGUCACUCGGGGUCAUCCUACCUGAACACUGUCCAGCGAUACGACCCCAUCACAGACAGCUGGCUGGACUCAAGCGGCAUGAUGUACUGCCGCUGUAACUUUGGGCUGACUGCACUUUGACCCAUGAUACCCCUGGGUAGGACUCCUUAAGAGAAGAGUUGGACGAAAGGCUUUUCUUUUCUCCCC
Messenger RNA from Salvelinus sp. IW2-2015, 1910 nucleotides. RefSeq names its product kelch-like protein 28. Gene Ontology annotation, molecular function: protein binding. Lineage: Eukaryota; Metazoa; Chordata; Actinopteri; Salmoniformes; Salmonidae. The record is from RefSeq and is a predicted model, not a curated record.